Messenger RNA from Zingiber officinale, 954 nucleotides. RefSeq names its product nudix hydrolase 26, chloroplastic-like. NCBI's taxonomy places the organism in Eukaryota, Viridiplantae, Streptophyta, Magnoliopsida, Zingiberales, Zingiberaceae. Gene Ontology annotation, biological process: ribose phosphate metabolic process; nucleoside phosphate metabolic process. The transcript has 6 exons. Gene Ontology annotation, molecular function: guanosine-3',5'-bis(diphosphate) 3'-diphosphatase activity; bis(5'-adenosyl)-pentaphosphatase activity. The record is from RefSeq and is a predicted model, not a curated record. Bases 60 to 710 code for a protein of 216 amino acids. Gene Ontology annotation, cellular component: chloroplast.
ACCUAAUUUGCCAAUUCCAAUUCCUAAACCAACCUUUUCGUCCAUGGCGAUCCGAAGCGAUGAUGGUCUCCUCCCUCGCCACCCGCCCCGCCGCCCUCGUUACUUGGCCCUCGCUCAAUAAAUCCCUCCUCCCGAUCAAUCCUCCCACGUUCUUCAAGUUCACGUUGUUCUCCGCCAAACCAUCGCCCCUCGUCGCCGCCUCCAUGGAAAAUUCUCCCCCGGGCUACCGCAGGAACGUUGGGAUCUGCCUCAUCAACCCCGAGAACAAGAUCUUUUCAGCUUCGAGACUCGAUAUUCCCGGCGCUUGGCAGAUGCCUCAGGGUGGUAUUGAUGGUGAAGAAGAUGCUAGGAUUGCUGCCUUUAGAGAGUUGAAAGAAGAAACAGGAGUUACAUCAGCAGAGAUCCUUGCUGAGGUUCCUUACUGGUUAACCUAUGAUUUCCCUCCAGAAGUAAGGGCAAAGCUUAACAAACUAUGGGGAACAGAUUGGAAAGGUCAAGCACAAAAGUGGUUUUUAUUUAGAUUCACUGGGAGCGAAGAUGAAAUUAAUCUUGCUGGGGACGGAAGUGAGAAGCCAGAAUUCGGAGAGUGGAUGUGGAUGACACCACAUCAAGUGAUCGAUCAUGCAGUUGAUUUCAAGAAAUCGGUCUACGAGGAGGUUCUUAAGUUCUUUAAGUCUCAUUUACAGCCAGAAUCAUCUUCUGAAGCAUAGAUAGUUUGCAAGUAUUGAACCGCCAUUUCGAGUGACCAUAGCAAUAACUGGUCAAACGAACCACUAUUCAAGGUCUAGUACAUGAUCCCAUUUACAUGUGGUUUGUUAGUGAUCAAACAUUGUUGAUAUAUGAUGUAAUCAUGUUUAACUGCAAUGAUGAUCCCAAAGACGAAUACCUUCUUGUUGAAUUCGAAACCAUUCGUUGCUUUAAUGUGAUCACAUCAAUUUUGUUGCCUACUUAUAA